AUGGCUCAGGUCCAAGGCCACUGCGACGCGCGGUUUUCCAAGCUCCGCGACCUAAUGCAAGAAUUCAUCGGGUCCGGACAAGACAUCGGGGCCAGCCUGUGCGUCAACAUCAACGGCGAGGAUAACGUGGUGGACCUGUGGGGGGGCUAUGCCGAUGUAUCAACCAAGAAACCAUGGGAACAGGAUACGCUGGUGAACGUCUUCUCGACCACGAAGCUGGUCACCAACCUGGCGGCUCUGAUGCUGAUCUCGCGUGGGGUGCUCCGCCCCGAGGACAAGGUGGCCCAGCACUGGCCCGAGUUUGCGGCGAAUGGCAAGUCCGAGGUCACAGUUGGCCAAGUGCUGAGUCACACGGCGGGUCUCAGCGCGUGGCAGGACGAUAUGACGCUCGAGGACGUGUGCGACGUCGAGGCGGCAACCCAGAAGCUCGCGCGCCAAGCACCGCUGUGGGCUCCCGGUACCGCAAUGGGAUAUCAUGGUGUGACGCAGGGGUUCCUCGUCGGGGAGCUGGUGCGAAGGAAGACGGGUAUGUCCAUCGAAGAGUUCGUAACCGAGGAGAUUUGCCGGCCGCUGGGCGAGGGGACUGACUUUCAGCUCGGGUGUCGCAAGGAGGACUGGGACCGGGUGGCCCCCGUCGUGCCUCCGCCGGGACCUUCGAUCCAGGAGUUGCUUAGCCAGCAGGCGGGAUACGAGCCGGGCUCGAUCGUCACACGCACGUUCUGUAACCCGCUGCUCAGGGCCGAGGACGCCAACACCGAGCUCUGGCGGUCCAGCGCGUUGGGCUCAGUUAACGGCCAUACAAACGCCAGGGCAUUGGUUAAGAUCCUCUCUUGCUUCUCGCUCGGCGGCAUAUGCGCGCAAGGUGGCCAUCGUCUGCUAUCGGCCGAAACGGUGAAGCUAGCACUUACAGCGCAUGCCACUGGGAUGGAUUUGGCGACGGGGCGGAACGGGAGGCGUGGACUGGGGAUAUACCUCACUGGACCUGGGUCGGGGAUCGUCGAGGGCAAGUUACCGGAGGGCAGUAUUGGAUGGGGUAGCGGGUAUGGUGGUUCGAUGGUGGUUAUGGAUAGCGAUAGGAAGCUCACGAUCGCGUAUGCCAUGAAUAGGAUGCUGAAUGGAGAUCAUCCUUCCGCGGCAGCGUUUAUUAAGGCGGUUUAUAAGAUACUUAAAGUUACCCUAGCUGCUUAG
Molecule: messenger RNA, 1188 nt
Organism: Fusarium keratoplasticum
Lineage: Eukaryota; Fungi; Ascomycota; Sordariomycetes; Hypocreales; Nectriaceae
Product: Mest1
Exons: 1
Coding region: 1-1188 (395 amino acids)
Source: RefSeq, a predicted model, not a curated record